Ochlerotatus camptorhynchus is the source of this 2318-nucleotide messenger RNA. Its product is annotated as ATPase family gene 2 protein homolog B-like. NCBI's taxonomy places the organism in Eukaryota, Metazoa, Arthropoda, Insecta, Diptera, Culicidae. Gene Ontology annotation, molecular function: ATP binding; ATP hydrolysis activity. Bases 100 to 2304 code for a protein of 734 amino acids. The transcript is spliced from 2 exons. The record is from RefSeq and is a predicted model, not a curated record.
CCGUUUGUUAUUCGCGAUGUUUCGGUAUUUUCCCGUACAUUCAUAUUAUCCCAGUUUUCAGUAGUUAUUUCCUACAUUUUACGUUAAACAAGUAACAAAAUGCGAGAGACCAUUCCAAUAAACCACCAAAUCACGUCUGAUAGUAGGCAACCAUUUAUGGCUGCACAAAUCUGCGAAAUAUCACCCGCAUUGCUUGUGGGUGAGUUGAAAAGUGAAGCAAGUUUUUCCCCCGGUGUUCCGGUUAUUUGCCGAUUGUCCGACAGUAAGCUGUUUCUGUGCCGAUUGUUUGCACCAUCAAGACAUUUAAAAGCGAGUACAAUUUGCUAUGUAGAUGAAACGGUUCAGUUGAUCGAGGAUGCUAUUGAAAAGGAGGCGAUCGAAGGGGACGUUCCUCGGGUUAAGGAACUGGAAGUGAUCAGAGAAGAAUCGUGUUACUUCGAAGAGGUCAAUGUUGAACUAAUGGUAGACUGUUCGAAAUUGGAUUUGGAAUUGCUGCGUGAUCGAGACAGUUUAUCGUCGCUUGUAAAGGAUCUUAUGCGCUCGCUUUUUGUGUGCAAACGUUGUUUGGUUAAAACGGACGAUAGCUUCAAUUGUGGAAUCGUAGGAAUUCGAAUACAUGAAACCGUUGGGAAGCACAGUUUUGGUUUCACCGAUACUGACACUACAAUAGUAAUAGGUGAAAUUUGCUUCAAUACUGUUCGGAGUAAAACGUUAGGGGGUUUAUCGGAUGUGAAGCAAUGCCUAGUGAAAGCCUUGGAACGAGCUUCAGAUAAUCUGCUACUGGCUGGUCCACCUGGUUCGGGAAAGUAUUCGCUCGUCGCCGAACUGGCUCGUGAAAGGAACUAUCCAGUUUUCGAAAUACGCGGAUUAGAUUUCAUAAAAUCUCACCCAGGGGAAACGGAACUGGAGUUGCGGACGAUAUUCGAACGGUUGGAAAAAUUCAACAAAUUGUUUCUACGAUCGAGUGUAACAAUUCUUUUGGUGAAGGACGUAGAUACCCUCUGCCCCAAAUUGAAUAAUAGGAAGGGUGAGGACGUGUCGAAUAUCUCCAGGAUAGCGUCCCAAUUUACAACCUUACUGGAUCGUUAUCACGGCGUCGAGAGUGGAAUUCUUGUGAUUGGAACCACCUCCAAUAUCGAAAGCCUUGACUCAAAAGUUCGACGACCUGGGAGACUGGGAACGGAGAUAUUCGUUCGGAUGCCUUCCGAGCUCCAGAGGGGUGAAAUCAUGGCGGCUAUGCUGAGAAGGACGAGUUUAGUGUUGGAACAGUCGGUACUAGACGACAUUAUUAGAAGGACUCCGGGUUACGUUGGAGCAGAUUUGGAGCUUCUUGUCUAUACGAUUCAUAGGACCUUGAGGAGACAUUCUGCUCAGGACGUCUCGUCAACAGUAGAAGAAUGCCUGAUCAAAAUUCGUCCUACAUCGCUUCGGAACUCGAUCGGUCUCAUCAGUGGGUUGAAUCAAACGCUUGAUUUAAUAGGAGGAAUGGAUGAGCUGAAAAAGACUCUUCGGGUAUCAGUUCUGGGACCGCUUCGGCACCCAGAAGCCUUCCGACGAUUCGGCAUGAGUCCUCUGAAAGGAAUCCUACUCUACGGGCCACCAGGUUGUGCCAAGACAACGAUCGCCAAAUGUCUUGCAGCAGAAUCCCGAAUGACCUUCGUGUCAGUGUCGGCUGCGGAAGUGUACUCGCCCUACGUGGGAGAUUCGGAGAAGUUGAUAGCCAGAUUAUUCAACCAAGCUCGGCUGAGUGCUCCGGCGGUAAUUUUUCUCGACGAAAUCGAUUCUCUCGUAGGCAAUAGAGGAAUGCAAGGCGUUCGGACGAACGACGUUCACAUUCGAGUGUUGUCCACUCUACUGACGGAGAUGGACGGAAUCGGAACGAGCGUCCAGUCUGUGAUUGGCAGUAGUGAUGAUUCGAAGAAUAUUCUGGUCAUUGCUGCCACAAACCGUCCGGAUAUGAUCGACGAUGCGCUGCUACGACCGGGACGGUUGACGAAGUUGAUCCACGUUCCAGCACCGGACAAGACAGCGAGGUUUGAAAUUUUGAAGAAAAUAUCGGAAAAAGUUCCGUUUGCCCAUGACGUCGAUUUGAGUGAGUUGGCCAAACAGACCCAGCGCUACUCAGGGGCUGAUUUGCAAAAUCUUUGCUCUCAGGCCGCCUUGCAUGCUGCUACCUUGGACGAAGAUGUAAUAGAAGUCAACAUGGCUCACUUCCUGCAUAUCCUUAAGGAAAAUAGACCCUCCUUGACCAGGAAGCAAAUCGAGUGGUACACUGAAUACGAAUUAAAGCGCAGAAUAGUAUGAAAUUCCGAAACUGA